AUGCACUAUGACUUCUUCUUGACAAACAUAAAGAAUCUUACUGAAAUAAAGAUGUAUGAUUUAACUGAAUAUGAAGGCUUAACGAUGUCAGAUGUUAAGAAAGGAAAGCCACAGAAGCGACCAUAUAGAGAUGAAAGCACACUGACAGAAAGACAGAAAAGAUUAUUGAACAGACUUAAACAAACAGGAGAUAAACAAGAUAUAGAUGACUUCUGGAAUGAAAUCCUUGGUGAAAAGAAGUUUUAUAAGAAGAGAAGCGGUCAGUUCUGGAAGUAUCUUUGCACAUUACCUAUAAAUCUUGAACGCUACCAAAUCUUCAAUGAACUGAACAAAAGAACUGCAACACUUAUGACAGAAGACAAUUGUUUCGUUUAUGCUUGCAUUCAGGCUGGAGUAAAUGAAGAAACUAUUGACCACAUGAGAGAAGUCAUUCGUGUUAGAGACUUUCCUCAAAGUAAAGUACAAGAAAUUUCUGACGCAACAGGUAUAGCAUUUAAUGUUACCAUUGGUUAUUUCAAUGACUCAAGACAUAAUGAAAUAAAGAGAUACAUACCAAAAGAAUGUAAAACUGUUCGAACUAUUGACUUACUUCUUGUUGAAGACCACUACAUGCUAAAUGAAAGAUUACCAAUGACAACAUAUUUCAUUCGCAACUAUAUAGAAAUCUUGAAGGAGUGUGGUGGAAUGAACAUUGAGAAACAGAUGAAGAUUUAUACAAAGAGAGAGAACAAAUAUGUAGUUCGUUAUGAUAGAACUACACCGUUAUGGGAUGUUAUGAAAACAUUGUGGGAGUGCAAAUAUUUCGAACCUAUUUCUUAUGGAGAACUUUUCACAUAUACUACUGACUUAUAUAAACAGAACCUUGCACCAUUUAAAGAUUUGACAUAUGCUCCAAAGUAUUGUUUACAACUGAAGAAGAAAGCCGAGUCAAAAGAAGUAAAUAAAAAUAAGUGCAAGUUCAUUCCUGAGCACGUUUUCUUUGCUGACUUUGAGUGUAGUACGGAUGGCUUUCAUAAAGCUUUUAACAUCUGUUAUGACAGUGAAGAUGGUUCAGUGAGUGAAAGCAUUUGGGGUCAGAACUGUGCAACAGAAUUUUUGGAACGACUUCCUGACAAGAGUUUAAUAUAUUUCCAUAACCUCAGCUAUGAUAUAAACUUCAUCUUAAGACACAUGACAGAAGUGAAAGGAACUCCCAUCAUUAAAG
This is a messenger RNA of Trichomonas vaginalis G3, 1204 nucleotides long. Its product is annotated as organellar and viral DNA polymerase type B. Gene Ontology annotation, molecular function: nucleic acid binding. NCBI's taxonomy places the organism in Eukaryota, Parabasalia, Trichomonadida, Trichomonadidae. The record is from RefSeq and is a predicted model, not a curated record. The annotation marks the transcript as partial. The transcript has a single exon.